Messenger RNA from Oncorhynchus mykiss (rainbow trout), 3472 nucleotides. Its product is annotated as refilin-B. Gene Ontology annotation, cellular component: actin filament bundle. Gene Ontology annotation, molecular function: filamin binding. The record is from RefSeq and is a predicted model, not a curated record. Gene Ontology annotation, biological process: negative regulation of bone mineralization involved in bone maturation; negative regulation of chondrocyte development; actin filament bundle organization. NCBI's taxonomy places the organism in Eukaryota, Metazoa, Chordata, Actinopteri, Salmoniformes, Salmonidae.
AUCAUGUUUUUUUAAAUUUAUUUUUUAUGUUUCACACGCCUAUCUCUAUCCUAGUCCAGGGGUGUAAUCAUUUGUCCAAAGAAAAACAAGAGUUUCUAUUGGACAAAUUCAUGUCGAUCACGUUAAAAGAAACGUCUUGCAACAGAAUCGGCCUAAUGAAUAGGCCCAGUUGAGGUUAAACUUCGACAAGGGUAUUUUUUUCAAGGGGGAGGCCAGAACGAGAGUUCCCAUGUUUUGUUGCCUUUCAUGUUUCCUCUCCAAUCAGCCGUGAGCGGGCGUUUUAAAAGGCGUUUCCUUUCCUCUAGUUCACUGCAAAAACAAUGAAACCCUUUGAAGGGAGAGACAUUUUAAGACCGAUAUAGACAUUUGAAGACAGAUAGACUGGACAAUGCGCUGUGCCUUCUCCUGUGUUCUUUUUUUUUACGUCAGUGCCUGUGACACGUAGCUUGGGUUCACUAUUUUGUCAACUUCAAAGCCACAACGAUUUAUGUUGAUUCUCUUUAUUUCGAAGGGCAAAACAGAAUGAAUUUUAGAAAUGUUCGUUGACUUAUGAAGGAUUUAAAUAGCAUGCUGUAAAAUAGUAGGAUAUUUUGUUUAGACGCGCGACAGUCGUAAACCGUAGCCUAUUGCCAAGCAAUCGAGGUUGAUGCAAGCCAAUUGCCGUCGGCAGAGUUGAUUGGUCUUUGGGAAGUUAUCCGACGUGGAGGAUCGAUUACAUUCAAUGAAGGACACCUAUGAGUUGGAAAUAAAGUUUAACUACAGUUCUGCAAACUCAUCGCGCAGUAGGCUAAAAUCUUGUUUGGGAGCGGCUCGUUUAUCUUGUUUUUAAGGACUUUUUUGUAAAGCAAUGGUGGGCAGACUAAACUUGCUGAAUGUAUGUGACAACGACCCAUUGGACAUGAGCUGCAAAGCCGAGCGGGGACUUGACAGCCCGGACUCCGGACUACCCCCCAGCCCCAGUCCGAGCCACUGGCUGUUGCCUGACUGCAGAGAUAAAGGUGCCAUAAGCCCGGUGUCUGAAGACGAGAGCAGAGGGUCAUCCUUGGUCCCCAUUUUAUCGAUUGGAUCUGUUCCUCAGCUGCACACCUUGUCCUACGGGGAGGGCAUAGAACUUGAUCCACUACUGACCAAGGAAAUACGAUACACAUCGUCUGUCCACUAUGACUCAGAGCGUCACUUUAUCCAUGACAUGGCCAUGCAGCCCAGAGGCCUGGGUCUGGAGAACUGCAGCCAGAUGGUCCUGGCUGUCCCUCACAGCACCUGGAGACACUACAAGACCCAGCUGGACUUCCAGCCUCGCCAACGGGCCCAGCGCUUCCAGAGCACCACCAUCGUCUUCCCCAAGCACGCUCGCACCAUCUACACAACCGAGUUGAGCUACGACAGUCGCCGGCUUGCCAGGAGAUUCAUGUCGCGGGUGGAGCUGGAGGCUGCUGACCGGAGUAGGCUACCCCAGUAGGUUAGGGGAAGACUGGGCACGGCCUGGGGGAAAAUUCCCUGGGCCAUAUGGGGGCCAACCAUCCACCAGGCUGACAUCACCAAUGGACCCAGGUUACAGACAGUCAUCUAUUAGUUUAGAUUGGAAAGCAUUGUAGCCCACGUUUGAGUACUAGUCUCAAGAGGAGGGAGGAAUCUGAUCUGGAGUAUGAAACAAAUAGCAGGGACAUCUGUGUGAGGCUGCCAUCUACCAAAGGGUUUAUCCAUUAGUAGCUAGUAAAUAUAUUUCUCUGGUAUGUCAAAGUUGGAUUCCGUUUAAUGCAGAGUGUUGAACUGUGGACUGAGACCGGUGAUAGUGUAUACUAUCACCGUGGAGGAACUUGUAAACCAGAUUUGGAAGUGAAGGAUUGUUAGGGAAGUGUAGUCCGGACCAUCACUGUGAAAACAUUGUGUUUAGGCCUAACCAUUGCAGUGAGGCUCAAUGAACAAUGACCCUACAUUAUAAGAUUUUAAGGCAAUAGUGGAGUUUCCAUGUGGCUUUUGUAAGUAUUCACAUUUGUAGACACACAGGGAGUUGUCAAAUUACUGGGCUUUAAAAUCUCCAAAUCACAGGGUAUUAUGGGGUAUUGGUUGCACAACAUUACUUACCACAAGCAGAAUAUCCUAGCCUAUAUAGUGUAACACCAAACCCCAUCUUAGUCUUGCCUAAACAUACACAUUGUCAUUUACUGUAAGUAUGGUCAUGGAGCAGAAAACCAGUUUUCUUUCAAAUUGUGUAAAAGUGUUUUUUUUCUCCCCACAGAGAUCAUUGAAAAUUGAUGAAGUUGAUAUUAGUUGGUAAUGAGUAGCAAGAGAUUAUCCAAUGUGUCAUUAUUGUUCUGUUAUACAUUUUUAGCAUUUUCCUAAUAGUGAAAUAUUGUUUUUACCAACAUCUUGUGAACUGUCCCUCAACAGUUCAUUAUCUUUGCCUAUCACCUUCUGGUUGCUUCCAUAUGUAUUGUUUUAUGUAUUUAUUUGAUGCUCUUCAACUCAAGCCUAAUAGCAAUACACGGCUAUCUUCCCUCAAGGUCCUACAAGGAUGCACAUCUAGAGAACUUGAACUGUCUUGAGAUAAGUGCCUUAUUGAAGUCAAAUGGUAUUGCUUUUAAGCUCUGAUGUUUUAUAGCAGAUUUGAGAAGUUAUAAAAAAAUGAUUGUGUACUCAAUGCAAUACAUCAAUUCACAACAUAAUCUUGUCAGUAUCAGGAUUUUGUUUUGGUUAUCAAUUAGGGAUGUUCCUAGAUGAGUAGAGCUUCAAUUUUAGUGCAAUUACACCAACUCUGAUUGAGACAGCUAUGCCAUCUAUAGAGAAAGUGCUGCACAGAACCAGAAUUAUUAGUUUGAUAACAGCCCCACCUAGAUGUGGUGGUGUGUAAUGGCACCACUGCUCUCCAAGUGUCCCUUGAACAGCCCCAAGCAGUCUAUCACCCCUUGCUGUGAGGCCAGGUAGCGUUUCCUCUGGUUGGGCUUGGUGGGUACCAGCAUCUGGCCAUAUCAACGGUGUUUCCUCCUUCCAUUUCAUUGCCUCUCGUUGGGAUUUAUUGGGGCAGAGGCUGGUCAGACUCCUGGCCUUGGUCUUUUUGCCGUUGUAACCCUUGAAUAUGGGUUUGGACCGUGUGGAGGUGCCGUUGAUGGCCUGUUGCUGCUCAGUGUUAGUGAGUUAAUCUGCUGUGAGUGCAGGACGGCAAAUUGGGUUAAGUUGUUUUGAUUUCACAGCACUAUCACUCAAUACACAUCUGUGUUAAAAAAAUGAAGCUUUAAGCUAAUCAUUGUUUUAAUAAGAGUUGACAGGUAGCCUAGCGGUUAAAUGCGUUGGACCAGUAACUGAAAGGUCGCUGGUUCACAUCCCAGAUGCCCUUGAGCAAGGCACUUAACGCUAAUUGCUCUGAAUAAGAGCGUCUGCUAAAUUACUUAAAUAUAAAAAUGUGCAAUACGCAUAAGUCGCUCCACAAUUGUCUUGGUUGCUAAAAUGUUAAGUUAACCUAAUUUCCGUUUGA